Messenger RNA from Arachis ipaensis, 1092 nucleotides. NCBI's taxonomy places the organism in Eukaryota, Viridiplantae, Streptophyta, Magnoliopsida, Fabales, Fabaceae. The record is from RefSeq and is a predicted model, not a curated record.
AUGGGUUUGCUAGACCUGCCAAUUUCUGACUGUAAGUUUACAUGGUUCAGAGGACAGUCAUGCAGCUGUAUUGACAGAGCUUUGGUUAGUUUGGAAUGGCUGGAGGCAUUUCCGGAGACUCGUUUGGGAAGCGGUUCACGGGGUUUGUCGGAUCACUGCCCUAUCAUAGUGGAAGAGAAAAGGCUAAGAAACGGACCGAAGCCGUUCCGAAGUCUGGAUUCGUGGUUUACUCAUGAAGGAUUCUUAAGGAUGGUUAAGGAGGAAUGGAAAGAGCUGGGAGAGGUACAAUUCACUGAUAAACUGAAGGCGUUGACGGUUCCUUUGGAAAAAUGGAAUAGAGACAACUUUUGUGAUAUGGACAAGAAAAUUUUGAAGUUUGAGGAAGAGAUUCAGAAGAUUGAUGACAUUGUCAGUAAUGGGAGUUAUGAUGGGACAGUGGAAGCAAGAAGAAAGGCGCUAGUUACUUGUUGCAGGAAAUGGUAUGUGAGGAAAGAAUUACAUUGGAAGCAGAUGUCAAGGUCGAGGCAUGCGAGGGACAUGGAUAAAAAUACGAGAUACUUCCACAACUUAGCUUCUGCGAGACGGAGAAAUAAUAGGAUUGAUACUUUAGUUAUUAAUGGAAGAUUGGUAAGGAAUCAAGCUAGGAUUAAAAUUGCCAUCAGGGAGUUUUAUAAAGACUUAUAUCAUCAAGAAAGGUCUCUUGAGGUGGGCUUUAGAGAUGGUCUGGUGGAAAGGAUCAGCGAGGAAGAUUCUCUUGCUUUAGAGUUGCUACCAUCACCCAAGGAGGUUAAAGACACAGUGUGGGAUUGUGAAUCGUCCAAGGCUCCAGGAUGUGACGGUUACAACAUGAACUUCAUAAAGAAGUGUUGGACUAAUAUAGGCUCGAAUUUCACGGUAGCGGUAUUGGGCUUUUUCCAAUCUUCAAGGUUGCCGCCUGAUGCUAAUGUCACAUGGGUGGCGUUGGCCCCCAAGUUUACUGGUGCUAAGGAAAUCAAAGAUCUGCGUCCGAUUAGUAUGGUGGGGUGUGUAUAUAAGCAUCGGAGUCCCUUGCAUGUACCACCACCCGCCGGUGACAAGGGAUCAGCAGUGUAG